GCUUUAUUCAAAUUAGAAUUCAUACAUGAAGUUACAAGUUCCAAUAAGGUACACGUACAACUACGAAACGUAUCAUUUUUAAAUUACAAAAUACCUUAUAUAGGUUAAAUAUAGUAAUAUAUUUGUUAAUAUAUACAUUGUUUAAUAUUAUAAUCUUUAAUAUUACAUAUGCACUGCGAUAUAUUUUUUACUAUUUCUUAAUAUUUCGAGUAUGGUAUAUAUGACAGAUUAUCAAGAAACCAAACAAAUCGAAAAUGAAAGUGAAGAUGCUAUUCGUGAUGAAAAAUCUGAAACUAUAAAUAACUUAAUAUGUGCGCCUAGUAUUAUAGACCUUUCGUGGAAUAUAAUGCAAUCUGGAAUGAUUGAGAAAAUACCAGAGAAAUACACAAUCAAUAUUUUUGAGUAAGAUAUUACAUAUUUUAUCAUGAAAUGAAAUGUUUGCAUAUAUAUAUAUAUAUAUAUGUAUAUGUAUUGUUCUCUACCAUGCCUAUGUCUGACAUUUCCUAUGCGCGCGCUUGUGGGCAUGUAAAUGCAAUUUAUAUAUUCUAAAUUGCAGAAAUGAAAAGAAAGAGCCAAUAGAUACAGAAGUAUGUUCUAAUGUCCAAAGAAACAUAUGUACAGAAGGAAAUUCUCAAACAACAUACUGUUUGCAUAAAGCAUUUUUGGAAAAGAUAAACAAAUCAUAUUUUUCGAUGUAAUUGAUAUGAACAGUUUAUGUAUAAACAUAAAAGAUUAAUAAUAUUAUUUAUAAAAUAAUAUCUUACAUUGAGAUAAUUAUUUGGUAAUGAUAAAGAACUAUAUUUAUAAUAUAUAUAAUACGUACAUGUAUAUAUUAGUAUGCAUAUUAUACAUAAGACUCACUAUAUAGUAACGCUUUUACAAAACGGAACAAAUGAUUUAUUUAUUCAUCUAAAGAAAAAGCGAUAUGUCUCUUUUAUAUAUUUUGUAUAUAUCUACCGAUAAAAAUAUUAUUCAUCAAAUACGUACCAUGAAAACCAUUUAACUUUUAUGUUUUGAUAAUAUCUCGAUACAUUUUAAAAUGUGACACCCUGUAUAAAUGAAACCAACUGCGAUUGGGCUGCCGCAGUUUAAAGCGAUUAUUUGAGUUCUAUCCUCAGUGAAGCGGUUUUUAAGCAAAAAUAAUCGCGGAGAGGAGCAAGUAAUUUCUAACAAACUAUUCUUUUUAAGAUAUAUUUCAAAACAUAAUUUUAUCAGCAAAUAUGGGAGAUGAAGUUAACCCCAAAGCGUAUCCUUUAGCAGACGCUACUUUGACUUCUAAAAUUUUGAAUUUAGUGCAACAAGCCAUGAAUUAUAAACAAUUAAGGAAAGGGGCUAAUGAAGCAACGAAAACAUUAAAUCGCGGCUUAUCAGAAUUUAUCGUAAUGGCUGCAGAUGCAGAACCUCUAGAAAUUUUGCUGCAUUUGCCAUUAUUGUGCGAAGACAAAAAUGUACCAUAUGUAUUUGUUAGAAGCAAACAAGCUCUAGGUCGUGCUUGUGGUGUAUCUAGGCCUGUUGUUGCUUGCUCUGUGACAGUUAAUGAAGGAUCACAAUUAAAACCACAGAUUCAAGCUAUACAACAAGAGAUUGAGCGUCUCUUAGUUUAAAUACUUUGUACCUGAUUCAGAAUCAUUCUUUUUAAAUUUAAAUGUAAUCAAACUAUCAUUUCUAUUUUUUACACAGAAUUUUGAAUAAUUUCAAAAGAUCGAGCCUUAUAUAUCUUUCAUGCAGUGAAAUUUAUGUAUAAGUUAUCUUUAUGACUGAAAAAAUGUUAAUUAAAAAGUAUUGAUAUUUUGUCUGUAUCACAAUCCAAAAUAAAUGUUUUUUAUCAUAUAUAAAA
Bombus pascuorum is the source of this 1837-nucleotide messenger RNA. RefSeq names its product NHP2-like protein 1 (gene hoip). The transcript is spliced from 2 exons. Lineage: Eukaryota; Metazoa; Arthropoda; Insecta; Hymenoptera; Apidae. The record is from RefSeq and is a predicted model, not a curated record. Gene Ontology annotation, molecular function: RNA binding. Gene Ontology annotation, cellular component: box C/D methylation guide snoRNP complex; nucleolus; small-subunit processome. Gene Ontology annotation, biological process: ribosome biogenesis; mRNA splicing, via spliceosome; maturation of SSU-rRNA. The coding region runs from base 1221 to 1604 and encodes 127 amino acids.